AAGCCCUGCAUUGUCUGCAUUGCUCUAUUUCACGCCACACCAUCUGAUUUAAUUUCUCACACAGCCUUCAAUUACAAACGUCCGUUGUAGUUUGGUUCAGAAUUCGCCAUGGAAGACGACUUCGAGUUCCCUGCUGCCACCAACAACCUCAACGACGCUGACAUGGACCUUCCCGAUGUGGAGGACGACGCAAUUAGCCCAAGCCCCAAGGUUGGUGAAGAAAAGGAGAUUGGUAAGAAUGGCCUGAAGAAGAAGCUUGUUAAAGAAGGUGAAGGAUGGGACACUCCGGGCUCAGGCGACGAAGUUGAAGUUCAUUACACUGGGACUUUGGUUGAUGGAACCAAAUUCGAUUCGAGCCGUGAUCGAGGGACACCUUUCAAGUUCAAUCUCGGACAAGGACAAGUGAUCAAGGGAUGGGAUGAAGGAAUUAAAACCAUGAAGAAGGGUGAAAAUGCCAUCUUCACCAUACCACCUGAGUUGGCUUAUGGCGAGUCUGGAUCCCCUCCUACUAUUCCUCCCAAUGCCACACUUCAGUUUGAUGUGGAGUUGCUUUCCUGGACGAGUGUCAGGGACAUAUUGAAGGAUGGGGGAGUUAUUAAGAAAAUUCUCACAGAAGGAGAGAAAUGGGAGAAUCCAAAAGACCUAGAUGAAGUGUUUGUUAAGUAUGAAGCUCGGCUUGAAGAUGGGACCCUUGUUUCAAAAUCUGACGGGGUGGAGUUUACUGUCCAAGAUGGCUUUUUCUGUCCUGCCUUAGCAAUAGCUGUGAAGACAAUGAAGAAAGGCGAAAAGGUCCUUUUGAAUGUAAAGCCACAAUAUGGAUUUGGUGAGGUGGGCAGACCGGCUGUAGGAGAUGAAGGUGCAGUACCUCCCAAUGCAUCCCUUGAGAUUACACUUGAGUUGGUCUCCUGGAAAACAGUUUCUGAUGUUACCAAGGACAAGAAAGUCCUGAAAAAGACCUUAAAGGAGGGAGAGGGGUAUGAGCGCCCAAAUGAUGGGUCAGUAGUUCAAGUUAAACUUGUCGGGAAGUUGCAUGACGGCACAAUCUUCACAAAGAAGGGCCAUGAUGAUGAACCAUUUGAAUUCAGGAUAGAUGAAGAGCAAGUGAUUGAUGGACUUGAUAGAGCUGUGAAGAACAUGAAGAAAGGGGAAGUUGCUCUGGUGACCAUUCAACCAGAAUAUGCUUUUGGGUCAUCUGAAUCUGCACAAGAUUUGGCUGUUGUUCCAGCAAAUUCAACUGUGUAUUAUGAGGUGGAGCUGCUCUCCUUUGUCAAAGAGAAAGAAUCUUGGGACUUGAACACACAGGAGAAGAUAGAAGCGGCUGGGAAGAAGAAGGUAGAAGGCAAUGUGUUAUUUAAGGCUGGUAAAUACGAAAGGGCCUCAAAGAGAUAUGAAAAGGCUGUGAAGUUUAUUGAAUAUGACUCUGCUUUCAGUGAUGAGGAGAAGCAGCAAUCAAAGAUGCUGAAAAUCACUUGCAAUCUGAAUGAUGCGGCAUGCAAGCUCAAACUUAAAGACUACAAGCAGGCCGAGAAGCUCUGUACAAAGGUUUUGGAACUUGACAGUCGGAAUGUGAAGGCCUUGUAUAGAAGGGCACAAGCAUAUAUCCAACUUGUUGAUUUGGACUUAGCAGAGCUGGAUAUCAAAAAGGCCCUUGAGAUAGACCCAGACAACAGGGAUGUGAAACAGGAAUACAAGGUUUUGAAGGAGAAAGUAAGAGAGUACAACAAGAAGGAUGCACAGUUUUACGGUGCUAUAUUCGCGAAAAUGAACAAAUUUGAGCAAGUGAAAUCAGCUAGUGGAGGAGCCAAACAGGACACGGUGCCAAUGACCAUUGACAGCAAGGCAUAAACAUAACCCUUCCCCGUCUUUUCUAUCAUGUAAUUGAGACAAACUUGAGGUUGUGGCUUUUUGAAAAUUAAUAAUGCAAACCUCAGAUUUCUUGUACAACGAACGCAUACUUUUAUUUAAUAACAUAAGAUGAUCGCUUGUAAGACAGUUUGUUCAAUUUU
Molecule: messenger RNA, 2006 nt
Organism: Prunus avium (sweet cherry)
Lineage: Eukaryota; Viridiplantae; Streptophyta; Magnoliopsida; Rosales; Rosaceae
Product: 70 kDa peptidyl-prolyl isomerase
Molecular function (GO): peptidyl-prolyl cis-trans isomerase activity; protein binding
Source: RefSeq, a predicted model, not a curated record